GGAAGCUGGUACACAGCGUGUGUGAGCCAAAGGAAGUGGAACUGAAGGCUCAAAGCCGGAACUGUCGCCACGCUGUUUCUGGAGUGAGCUCUCGGGACUGCACACUGAGCAAUCUCGCGGUGCAGACCUGGGUGCCGAGGACGCGAAAACUAUCCCGAGUGCAGGAGGAGGGGCAAUGCCUGGAUCCUGCUCAUAGGCCUUUGGACAGAGACUAGAUGUUGCAGAAUUGGGGCUCAGUAAUGAUUCAGACCCCUCACCUGAAGCAGAAUAAAGAAGCCUGCAAGAUGGAGAGAGAGGGGACAGUAUCAAAGAAUGCAGAGCCACAAGGCAGCUAUUCACUGUUCCUGAAAGAGAAAAUCAAAGAAGAGAAACAGCAGGAAAUGGAUGAGUCCCCAGUAAACAUGUCCCAGGGUCUGUUGACGUUCAGAGAUGUGGCUGUGGACUUCCCCCAGGAAGAGUGGGAAUGCCUGAACUCUGCCCAGAGGGCUCUGUACAUUGAUGUAAUGUUGGAGAAUUAUAGCAACCUGGUCUCUGUAGAGAACUACUGCAUAUGUGACACUGUCCAUCAACAUGUGAAUACGGAAAAGAAGUCUUGUCAGUGUAAUGAGCAUGACAAAAUGCUUCAUGAACCCUCCAGGUGUACACUUUAUAAAAGAAGUGAAGCUACAGAAAACUCAACUAACUACAAAUGCAAUAAUCAUAGGGAAGCCUCUAUUGCCUCGUCAAACACAGAUAGACAUAAAAGUAGGCACACUGGAGAAGAGCCUUACAAAUCUAAAGACUGUGAGAGAGCUUUAGCUUUAUAUUCCAACAUUACUCAAAAUCAGACAGACUACACUGCAAAGGAAGAGCAUAGACAAGAAGAAUAUGACGGCCGUUUCACCUCUCCAUACAGUCUAAUCCAACAAACAAUCUACAUUGGAGAGAAACCAUACCAGUGUGAGAAAUGCAGGAAAUACUACAGUACUGCCUCAAGUCUCACUGUACAUAAGAGAAUUCAUACUGGAAAGAAACCCUACAAGUGCAACGUUUGUGACAAAUCCUUUACCCAAUGCACGAAUCUUAAAACACAUCAAAGACUUCAUACUGGAGAGAAACCUUACAAAUGCAAAGAGUGUGGAAAGUUAUUUCCUCAGUUGUCAGCACUUAAAAGUCAUCAGAAAUUGCACACUGGAGAGAAGCCUUACAAAUGUAAGGAAUGUGACAAAUCCUUUGCCCACUAUUCCAGUUUCAGGACACACCAAAAAAUCCACACCAAUGAGGAACUUUAUACUUGUCAAGAAUGUGGCAAGAUCUUACAUCAGCUUUCACACUUUAGAAACCAUUACAGACUCCAUAUUGGAGAGAAGCCCUACAAAUGCAAUGAGUGUGACAGAUUCUUUACUCACUAUUCAUCAUUCAAAAGGCACCAGAAAACUCAUUCUCUAGAGAAAUUUUAUGAAUGCAAAGAAUGUGGCAAAUCCUUUAUUGAAUUAUCACACCUUAAAAGACAUUACAGAAUCCAUACUGGCGAAAAGCCUUACAAAUGUGAGGUAUGUGACAAAGCCUUUACUGUGAACUCAACUCUUAAAGCACACCGGAAAAUUCAUACUGGAGAGAAACCUUACAAAUGUAAGGAAUGUGACAAAUCCUUCACCAAGUGCUCACAUCUUAGAAGACAUCAGAGUGUUCAUACUGGAGAGAAACCUUACAGGUGUAAGGAAUGUGACAAAUCUUUUACUGAGUGCUCAACACUCAGAGAACAUCAGAAAAUUCAUACUGGAGAGAAACCUUACAAAUGUAAAGAAUGUAAUAAAUCCUUUAUUCAGCGUUCAAAUCUUAGGAUACACCACAGAGUUCAUACUGGAGAGAGACCUUACAUAUGUAAGGAGUGUGGCAAAUCAUUUACAAAGUGCUCAACUCUACAAACACAUCUGAAAAUUCAUACUGGAGAGAAGCCUUACAAAUGCUUGGAGUGUAACAAAUCCUUUACCCAGGACUCACAUCUUAGAACACAUCAGAGAGUUCAUACUGGAGAAAGGCCUUACAUAUGUAAGGAAUGUGACAAAUCUUUUACUAGGUGCUCCUACCUUAGAGCACAUCAGAAAACUCAUACUGGAGAGAAACCUUACAAAUGCAAAGAUUGUGACACAUCCUUUAUUCAAAUUUCAAAUCUUAGAAGACAUCAGAAAGUUCAUGCUGGACAAAAACAUACCAUUGUAAAUAAUGUGAUAUAACCUUCCUCUGAUAGUCCCUGCUUACAAGUCACAACAGUAUUUGUAAUAGAAACAUAAAGAUAAGAAACUUGUGAAAACCUUAAUGAAGGUUUAAAUUUU
This is a messenger RNA of Acomys russatus (golden spiny mouse), 2315 nucleotides long. RefSeq names its product zinc finger protein 54-like. The transcript is spliced from 6 exons. Gene Ontology annotation, cellular component: nucleus. Gene Ontology annotation, molecular function: DNA-binding transcription activator activity, RNA polymerase II-specific; RNA polymerase II cis-regulatory region sequence-specific DNA binding. Lineage: Eukaryota; Metazoa; Chordata; Mammalia; Rodentia; Muridae. The record is from RefSeq and is a predicted model, not a curated record. Gene Ontology annotation, biological process: regulation of transcription by RNA polymerase II. The coding region runs from base 216 to 2216 and encodes 666 amino acids.